AGUGUCAGUCCGCCGGUGCAGAGUCUGGGUCGUGUCAGAGCGCCGUGAACAUGUCGGUGGCCGUUUCGUCGUCGCGCCCGGAGCGCGAGGUGUUUACGACGCCGUCGGCAGACGGCCGGUCGCCAGUACGCGCCCAGCCGACGUGGGGUGCGGAGCGCGCCGAGAGCGCAGCGCAGCGAGCCACGCACGUGCACAGCGCCAGUGGUGACCGAGCGGCCGAGCUGGAGUCGGCCGACGCCGCGCUGGAGCUCGAACUGGACCGGCCGCUCAGCCAGAGUGCUGUCGGCGCGCCGGAGUCGCCCACCGACCACCUCAGCACCAUGAUCUCCGACAUGGAGCUGCCGAUGGCGCACGUGCCGCCCAGCUACAGCCCGCUGCCGGUGCACGGCGCGCCGCCGCACCAGCAGGGCGGCCACCAGGGCCACGCCGUGCACCAGGUGCCCGGCUACGGCUCCAUGUCCACCUCCGCCAGCGGCCUGCCGGGUCUGACCAGCGUCAACCCGCCCGUCUACACGCCCGUGCAGGUCUCCAACGCCAGCCUGCUCGGCUCGCCGCUGCUGGACGAGCAGUGUCUGUUCUCGGCGGCGGGCGGCGGCGGCGGAGGCGGCGGCGGCGGCCUGGCAGGGCUGGGCGGCGAGCAUGGCCAGUACAGCCUGCAUCCGGAGCUGCCCGACACCAAGGAGGGUAUCGAGGAACUGUGUCCCGUCUGCGGCGAUAAAGUCUCCGGGUAUCACUACGGACUGCUAACGUGCGAGUCCUGUAAGGGAUUCUUCAAGCGGACUGUGCAGAACAAAAAGGCGUACACGUGUGUGGCCGAUAAGAGUUGUCAGAUUGAUAAGAUGCAGCGCAAACGGUGCCCCUACUGCCGGUAUCAGAAGUGCAUUUCCGUCGGGAUGAAACUAGAAGCGGUGCGCCAGGACCGGAUGCGAGGCGGUCGCAACAAGUUCGGCCCCAUGUACAAACGGGACCGGGCGCGCAAGAUGCAGCAGAUCCGGCAGAUGCAGCUGAUGUCGCCGCAGCGGGUGAGCCUGCCGACAGUGGGUACCGAGGCGGUCACCAUCAGCUACGCCACGCCGACCACCUCGCUGCCGGUGUCGUACGGCGGCGGCGCCGGCGCCGGCAUCUCCAUCAAACAGGAGAUCCAGUACCCGGUGCUCAGCUCCACGUCCGCCUCGUCCCCCGACUCGUCGUGCUCGCCACUGCUCGGCGGCGCCGGCGGCGAGGCGUGGGCGGCCGGACGCGCUGGCGAUGUACCGCCCAUCGUGCGCGAGCUGGUCGCCUCGCUGGACGACCGCGACUGGCAACAGCAGCUGUUCAGCCUGCUGCAGACCCAGACGUAUAACCAGUGCGAGGUGGACCUGUUCGAGCUGCUCUGCAAGGUGCUGGACACCAACCUGUUCAGACAGGUGGACUGGGCGCGCAACUCCAUCUUCUUCAAGGACCUCCGGGUUGAGGACCAGAUGAAGCUGCUGCAGUCCACGUGGUCAGUGAUGCUCAUCCUGGACCACAUCCACCAGCGGCUGCACAACAACCUGCCCGACAGCACGGUCCUGCCCAACGGCCAGAAGUUCGACCUGCUCACCCUCAGCCUGUUCGGCAUGGCCGAGCUGCUGCCGCAGCUGCACGACAUCACCAGCCGGCUGCAGCAGAUCGGGUUCGAUGUCUCCGACUACAUCUGCCUCAAGUUCAUCGUAAUGCUCGACCCGAAUCUGCCGACUCUGAGCAACCGGCGACUGGUGCAGCAGGCACAGGAUCAGAUCAACCAGGCGCAUAUGGACUACUGCAGCGCAGCCCACCCCGACAUCCAGAGUAAACACCAGCGUCUAAUGGCCCUGCUGCCCGAGCUGCGGGAGCUGGCCCACAGAGGCGAGGACUACCUCUACCACAAGCACGACACCAACAGCGCCACAUCGCUUCUCAUCGAGAUGCUGCACGCCCGCCGAGCAGUCCUGGGACGAUCGCCCUCACACUGAACCUAGGCACGGCGAGUUGAGAAUUGUCAAGUACAAACGCCGAGGCUAGCGUCGCGUGGUGGCCGUUGAGCGAACCAGCGCUUACGACGACGGCCGCCGGCGGCGCUGCUGCAGUCUCACGUGUUCAUUGGACUCGGUCCUGGAUUGCGGGCCGGCCGGCGGGUGGGCCGGCUCGGCGACACUGUGACACCGACACCGUGUCAAACUGACACCGGUGUCUCACUGCGGGUAGCCCAUGGCGGGCGGACGGCCGGCCGCCGGGCUCCGCGCAGGCGCAGUAUUGUGAUGUGAUGCCACGCGUGCAACUAGAUAUUCUUUUUUUCGUGCCGCGGAGGCAGGCGAAUCAACUAAGAGCACAUGUGUGAUUCUCCUGCGUGCGUUUUGUAUGCGUCGGGAGUGUAGGUGUAAGCGGACGGUGUUCGUCCAAGUACGCUAGUUGUUGAUCAUGUGUACGUAAAUUCACCUCACCUACCUGAGAGUCUGGAACGCGCCGUUACGGAAAUCCGUAUUUUGCUACUGAAGGAACGCGAGUGACGGGAGCGCUGGACGCUACGGACUGCGGCGGCCGCCUACGGUGCUGCCAUCUGUGAAAGCUCUCAGCUAUGGUGCUGCCACCUGCAUGGGCUCAGCCCAGAGGCGCAGAUGGCCUGGGAUGGAACCACGCGCACCCUUGACGGACCUCGAAUGUUUCCAUAUUGUUACACACACAAUCGCGCAGAGGGCGUGCUAGACCCCGAGAGUUUGUGAGCGAGUGCGGUAGGAUGCGCGGAUAAUAGAGGGUUCGGGGGUGAAACUGUACCGCAGAGGUGGGCACCGGAACCCGAGGCGGGACGGGACCCCAGAUGGUGUCGGUGUAGUCAGUGCUAUUGCCCUGUGUUUGUAUGCCUGUGUGUCAGUGUUUGUGUGAGUGUCUGCAUGCACUUUGUGCUCGUGCGUAGCUUGUGUUUCUCUACCACUUUGUCGUCUACCUUUUCCCUGAGAAUCGGUGACAUCCGGGAACAUAGGGCAUUAAUAGUACUGUGCGUCCGCGCCUUCUGAGCGCGAGUCCUCGGUCCUGGUGGUGGCUGGUGUCUGUGUGACUGUGGGGUCGGCGCGGCUCGCUGUAGUGGCCUGGUGGCUGCCUGCGGGUGAAUGCGUGUGACUGACUGGGUGCGAAUGUGAGUGUUUAUUGUAAUAUUGCACAGUGUAGGCUGUUUGGGCACAGAAGUGAAGGGCGUAACGUAUGUUUUACGUCAAUAUGUUUUGAUCCGAUUCCGAGGGGAUAGCUUACCAAUUUCCAAACUUCCCUUCGAUAAAGAUAUUAAAAACACCUAAAAAUAUUUCUCUUCUCGUUGUUUCCCCUUCUUUGGGAAAUGAACUCUGUCCUAGAAAUCCGAUGACCAGUUGUGACAUCCGAUUAUGUCGUUUUGAAUUUCGAUUUUAUUGCCAGGGAGCACGAGACUGCCUUAGUAAUAUAAGCUUCGCUAGGUUCUAGUGUGCCCAAACAUUGCUUUGGAAUGAAUUAUGUGAGUUUGAUUGUUUGGUUUUACACCAUAAUACUACUUUUACUAUACACCAUACAUACUACAUAGCUUUUACUAUACAGGCGUCACUGCGAGUCGCGCUAAUUUUAGCCAGUACGUGCUAUGUGGUCUGACUAACAAUGUGUGUGGUUUAGUGCCCCUGUUCUGUGUCUUUCUCGGUCGUUUCGGUGUGACUGUGUCAUGCUGUACCGCCGACUGUCUAUCAUCUACUGUUUCCAUGUCCCCUGGGCGGCGCCCCGUGCGUUGUGUCCUACCAAUCCCCCUAGACUGCUGUGUUCAAUGGUAGGUUAGCUGCCCGACCUCUGCUCAGACGAGCCGUCACUGACGCCACAAGGCGCACCAGUGACGUGUUUUCGUCUGAUAGCAGUGGUCGGUCGAGUAGGCUCCGCUAGUCAGUGGCUAUUGGUUACUAGUCAGUCCCACACUGUGUUCGGUCUGCCCCCACCCCCUGACCCCCUGUCUCCCACCGUUUAGGGCCGUGGGCUCUCCCCCCCCCCCCAUUGGGUGAGCCAGCGGCGGUAGCUGGGUCGCCCUGUUUGUAUGUGUGUGUGUCCCCCCUACUGAUGGGUCCCGGUGUCCACCUCUGCGCUACAGUACCCCUCCGAGGGAGGCGGAAUGAUUGUGUGAGCGCGCGAAAGGAUGCGUCUGUCUGCUGUCUGCGGUAACUGCGCGCGGUGUCUGCGCGCGCGGCGGUGCACUAGCCUAGAGCACACAUUGUCUUAGUGGUUUGUCCGCGAGCGGCAGGCGAUUUACCGUGGUAGUCGUCGAAAUACAGCUAUAUCACCGAUCGUGAACA
Molecule: messenger RNA, 4292 nt
Organism: Amphibalanus amphitrite
Lineage: Eukaryota; Metazoa; Arthropoda; Thecostraca; Balanomorpha; Balanidae
Product: nuclear hormone receptor FTZ-F1-like
Exons: 7
Coding region: 51-1973 (640 amino acids)
Biological process (GO): hormone-mediated signaling pathway; tissue development; regulation of transcription by RNA polymerase II
Cellular component (GO): RNA polymerase II transcription regulator complex
Molecular function (GO): RNA polymerase II cis-regulatory region sequence-specific DNA binding; zinc ion binding; nuclear receptor activity
Source: RefSeq, a predicted model, not a curated record